GUUCCAAUCUCUCCGUCUGCUGCCCUCAAUGCUCCAAGCGCUUUUACUUCGGCCUUGGAGUUGAAGAAGUUCCUUAAGGUUCCCCUUGACGAGGGUACCUCUCCUGCAGGCUCGGCGUGUCAGCACUUGUUCCAGGCGAUGCUUGAUGUGGUUACUCUUUCCGACAAGAGUGCGGAGAAUCGGGAUCGCGCCCAUCAGAACUUUCUGCAGGCUUCUCAGUUGAAAACUGACAAGAUCACCCUCCAAGGUGUUAACUCUCGUCUGGAGGAUGAGUUGGCAUCGGUGAAGCGGCAGCUUUCGGACGCCUUGGCUGCUGAGAGUGUUUCUGCUCGUGAAGAGAAGGAGAAGGAGAUAGCAUUCCAGGCGAAGCGGAUUGAUACCUUGGAGAAGGAGCUGUUGGCGAUGUCUGCCGCUAGGGGUCACCAGAAGGAGGAAUUUAAGAAGAGACUGAUCAAGGAGCGUGAAGAUGCCGUAGACGCCCACUUGUCAUCAGCGGAAUUUCGUGAGUGGCAGCAGAACCUUCUGCUCGGAGUGAAGAAGAGGGCUUUCAUCGGCAUUCGUAAGAAAGUCCGCUCCGAUAAUCCUGACAUGAAGUGGGAUACUCCGGAGGUCUGGCAGGCUAUGGAUGAUUACUUCCUCUCCCUUGGUACGGAUAACGAGCCUUCUGACUCGGACCCGUACCCCUUGGAUGAGGGUGACUCUUCUGCCGAUGAUGUGGAGGUUGACGUCGAGAAGGUUGGGGAAGAGGGAGUGGGUGACAACGUUGAUGCCAAUGCUGGUGCCGGGGAAGGUGGUGGGGGUGUGGUUUCUGUCGAUGGUCAGGGUGGCGCCUCGGAUGGUGGUACCGAUGGUGAUUCUAGCUCGUCCGACAAUCACUCGAGCAAGUCGGACUAGUAGAAUUGGGACGUUUUUUCUUUUCUUUGUUCGUUUGGACUUAGUCAAUUUUAUGUUAUCUUCUGCUCAUUUCUCCCUUGCAUGUCUGUGGAUGUUUAGCCUUUGGGCUGUUAUUUUGAACAGUGUUAUCGGCAAGUUCUCCGUUUUCUUGGACCUAUUGUGAAUGUUGUUUUAGUCCCG
Molecule: messenger RNA, 1074 nt
Organism: Linum tenue
Lineage: Eukaryota; Viridiplantae; Streptophyta; Magnoliopsida; Malpighiales; Linaceae
Source: the annotation of a GenBank genome assembly